This is a messenger RNA of Periconia digitata, 986 nucleotides long. The record is from the annotation of a GenBank genome assembly. Lineage: Eukaryota; Fungi; Ascomycota; Dothideomycetes; Pleosporales; Periconiaceae.
CCAUCCACGGCUUUCUGGAUAAUUCUGCAUGAUUGGGACUUCCAUGAUACCAUGUGAGCUGCGAUAGCAUGUAGAUAAAGAGAGCAUCGAGUUUGCCCUGCUCAACAUGCCGAAUCUUCUCCUAUCUAAACCCCCCUUGACGUAAAAAAAUGUCUCAUCUACCGAUCUACCCGCCCAUCGAUGACAGAACAGACCGGCAGGAGCCCAGAAGCCAGGACUGGAGAAGAUCAGAAACAAAAGAAGUAGAAAGUAAGACGACUUAUACAGAAGAGAAUGGAAAACUAAACAAAAGAACCGAAAAUUUAAAAGAAUCCAGGGUAUAUGGGUUAUGAAUGAAGACACAUAUUUGUCAUGUGUAAACCUAAAAUUCCGAGAAGAAAAGAAGAGAUUUCAUGGAGAGCAAUUUCAUUCUCCCAGAGGAGACCAAAGAUGAAAAGUCGAAAGGAAUUGUCUCUCUUCCUGGAGACAUGGGGCAAAGCCGAUCCCCUCCCUUAUGAUAAAAUGCAUAGAAACCUGCUAUGAUGAUGACGAUGACGAUGAUGUUAAUGAUGACGAUAUUGCUGCGAUGGUGGGCAGAUGCAAGAACCAAAACCCAGAGAUGGUUCGGACGAAUAGGAAAAAAACCAGGAAGCGUUCAAGGACUCGGAAGGUGGGCACAUCGGGGAACGUGUCGAGUGUGGCAACUCUGCUCGUCCCGUCACGCCUGGCAUACCAGGCCUUGAUAUAGCGCAGGGUGUUGUUUUAUACAGGCAAGAUGUCGUUGGUGGCCAAAAUUGCGCUCGGUAGUUGGAGGUCAGUCGAACCCAUGGCGGGCAGGCGGUAGGAUGGCCAUUGGCAAGAGACGCAACACGAGACCAAGCGUUGCCACCAGCGGUGCUGAUCGUGAAAGGACUCUCCCUUGAAACCGGGGCCUUGCAGGUGCGGCCAAGAAGGGGGCUGGGAUGGUGAUGCUGGUUGCUUUGUCUGGGAGCAGCAUCGCACGUAUU